Molecule: messenger RNA, 3735 nt
Organism: Fusarium graminearum PH-1
Lineage: Eukaryota; Fungi; Ascomycota; Sordariomycetes; Hypocreales; Nectriaceae
Exons: 11
Coding region: 1-3735 (1244 amino acids)
Biological process (GO): transmembrane transport
Cellular component (GO): membrane
Molecular function (GO): ATP binding; ATP hydrolysis activity; ABC-type transporter activity
Source: RefSeq, a predicted model, not a curated record
AUGACUGACCAGGAGCUUGCAAUCAAGGAAGAGGGCUCAAUUGGCAAUUCGCCUUCCAAGACAGGAGUGUCAACAGAACAACCAAACAGUACAAUGACGGUUGCACUUGGAGACAAGGGCGAGAGUGACUGUGGCGAUACAAAAGAUGAGAAGAAGGAUACAAGCUUCAAGUAUUACUUGCGCGUCUUCACUUACAACGAUCAGUUGGGAUGGAUCCUCAAUGGUGUCGCAUUUGUCUGCAUGGUCGCUGCAGGCACGAUUUUGCCCCUGAUGGAUCUUGUCUUUGGAAAGUUUAUCAACGUUUUUACCGAUUUCGCUACCGGAUCACUAUCACCUGCUGGAUACCGAACUGAGGUCAGCAAGUACAGUCUAUACUUUGUCUAUCUUUUUAUUGCAAAAUUUGUGUUGACAUAUAUCUGGACGAUACUUGUUUCUAUCGCAGCCAUCAACACGACAAAAUCGCUCCGUGUUGACUUUGUCAGGAGCACUCUUCGUCAAGAGGUUUCCUUUUUUGAUUCUCCCGCAUCUUCUAUUCCAGGGCAGAUCACGACCAAUGGAAACCUCAUCAACCAAGGAAUCUCUGAAAAGUUCGGCAUCACCAUUGCAGCCCUCUCAACCUUUGUUUCUGCCUUCAUCGUGGCAUUCGCAGUGCAAUGGAAGCUCACUCUCAUUGUCCUCGCCAUCAUUCCAGUGAACCUCGUUGUCACCAUCAUCUGCGUGGCUAUUGAUACCGGCUACGAGUAUGCCAUGUUUGACGUCUACUCGAGGUCUAGCUCUUUGGCAGAGGAGGCCUUCUCGACUAUUCGUACAGCCCACGCUUUCUGGGCCUUCCCAAAGCUGUCAAAACGAUUCACGAGUACACUCGAAGAAGCAAGGAGAAUUGGACAUAAGAAGUCUUGGGUGUACAUGAUUUUGUUCCCCACUGAAUUCUUCUGUAUCUUUGCAGGGUAUGGCUUAGCCUUUUGGCAGGGAAUGAGGAUGUACUCCUCGGGCGAGAUCACGCAGCCGGGCACUGUCGUAACUGUCAUUUUUGCUAUUCUCGUUGCUGCUACAGCACUCACUCAGAUUGCUCCCCAGACAAUAGCCAUCUCCAAAGCUACUGCUGCUGCGCAAGAGAUGUUCGAAAUGAUUGACCGCAAGUCGCAGAUAGAUCCAUUAUCUCAACAAGGCGAGACCAUUCCCGAUUUCAAGGGCAACAUCCAAUUUCGUGAGGUCAGGUUUGCCUACCCUUCCCGUUCUAAUGUGACGAUUCUUCGCUCGCUGGAUCUCAACAUUCCUGCUGAUCGGACUACGGCUCUUGUCGGUGCCAGUGGAUCCGGAAAAAGCACUGUAUUCGGACUCUUGGAACGAUGGUAUACGCCCAGCAGCGGGUCGAUAACACUCGAUGGACACCCUGUUGAGAAUCUAAACAUACAGUGGCUACGGACUAACAUCAGAAUGGUUCAACAGGAACCAACUUUAUUCAGUGGUACCAUUUAUCAAAAUGUCGUUGAUGGCUUGACUGGUACACCCAUGGUAGACCUUCCAGAAGAGGAGAAACAAAGAAUGGUCAUCGAAGCCUGUAAAUCUGCCUAUGCCCACGACUUCAUCGAGACGCUGCCCAAGGGCUACGAUACUUGGAUAGGCGAAAGGGGAGCGUCGCUAUCCGGCGGACAGAAACAACGGGUGGUUAUCGCUCGCAGCAUCAUUUCUAACCCUAAAGUUUUGAUGCUGGAUGAAGCUACCAGUGCUCUCGACCCUAACGCCGAGAAGAUCGUGCAGAAAGCUCUUAACAAUGUAGCUAAAGGCCGAACAAUGAUAGUUAUCGCGCACAGACUGUCUACAAUUCGUGAUGCCGACAAUAUCAUCGUCAUGGCCAAGGGUGAAACAAUCGAACAAGGCUCCCAUAACGAACUCCUUGAAGGAGGCGGCACAUACUCGCGCUUGCACGUUGUAGCGGACAUCACACAAAGCGAUGCAAUCAGUUAUGGGCUUCUAAAAGGUCUUUGGCUUGUGAUCAGGGAACAAAGACCUCUGUGGUUUUCUGGUUUCAUUCUAGUCAUCAUUUCCGUUUUGGGAGGCGCCACAUAUCCGGCACUCGCUAUUCUCUUCUCAAGAACUAUGAAGGCAUUCGAGACGAUAGAUGUUAGCGAGGCGAACUUUUUUUCGUUAAUGUUUUUUGUCGUUGCCCUCGCCAACUUUGUCAUAUACGCUGUGGCUGGCUGGGUCUGCAAUGAGAUCGGCCAACAUGUAAUGAUGGUAUAUAGGAGUGAGCUCUUUGACAAUACUCUUCGGCAAGAUAUGAGCUUCUUCGACGACCCAGAUCGAGGAACUGGAGCUCUCGUCUCACGGCUAGCCGCCGAGCCCACGAGCCUCCAGGAACUACUAUCCAUGAACUUGUCACUCAUCAUGAUCAACAUAGUUACAGUCCUAUCGAGUUCCAUACUCGCCAUAGCCUACGGCUAUAAGUUGGGUCUGGUCCUUACACUGGCUGCCCUGCCAGUGCUCGUCGGCUCAGGAUAUGUGAGAAUCCGACUUGAAUACAAGUUUGAUGACGACACUGCUGGAAGAUUUGCUAAAAGUAGCGGUUUGGCUUCAGAGGCUGUACUGGGAAUACGAACCGUUUCCUCGCUAGCUUUGGAGCGAGCCGUCAUCGAGCGUUAUAGCAAUGCCCUUGGAGGUCUUGCAAAAGAAGCGAUUGGAAGCUUGGGCUGGAAGAUGCUGUUCUACUCCUUCAGCCAGUCGGCGUCUUUCCUUGCCAUGGCACUCGGCUUUUGGUAUGGUGGGCGUCUUGUUUCCACUGGCGAGUAUACCACUGAUCAGUUCUAUGUGAUCUUCAUUGCUGUCGUCUUCUCGGGAGAAACUUCAGCAAUGCUGUUCCAGUACACUACGAGUAUUACAAAAGCUCGAACGGCGAUCAACUAUAUAUUCGAGCUUCGACGCCAAAAGGUGCUUCACGACGAUGUAGGGAAUGGGCCUGGCGGUGAGAAAAACCCAACUGGGAAGGGCAUUGACAUCUCUUGCGAUGAGAUCACUUUCGCAUAUCCUCGUCGGCCUAAGCUACCGGUGCUUCGAGGCGUGGAUAUUAGCAUCGAACCUGGAAAGAUGGUGGCUCUCGUCGGAGCAUCUGGAUGCGGCAAGUCAACCAUGAUUGCACUACUUGAGCGGUUCUAUGAUCCAACUAGUGGCAUGAUAAAGGCAGAAAGUCAGGAUAUCAGCACGAAAGACAGACGGUUGCACAGGCGAGACAUUGCUCUCGUUCAGCAAGAGCCAGUUCUAUACCAAGGUUCGAUCCGGGAUAACAUAUCCCUCGGUAUCGAAGAGGGUAACCCGUCUGACGGCGAAAUCAUUGAGGCAUGCAAACAAGCCAACGUCUAUGAGUUUAUCUCUUCUCUCCCCGAAGGCCUCGCCACGUCUUGUGGCAACCAAGGACUCUCGCUCUCGGGUGGCCAACGCCAACGCAUCGCUAUUGCCCGCGCUCUUAUCCGCAAACCUCGUUUGUUACUUCUCGACGAAGCCACCAGUGCCCUUGACGCAGAGAGCGAGAAGGUGGUCAAGGAGGCGCUGGACCGAGCAGCCGAGGGAAGGACGACAGUCGCUGUCGCACAUCGGCUCAGCACGAUCCGGGAGGCAGAUACCAUCUGCGUCUUUUCUGGCGGGAAAAUCGUCGAAAGGGGAAGACACGAAGAUCUUGUUGCGAAGAGAGGAUUGUAUUAUGAGAUGGUGUUGGGCCAGUCUCUAGAUAGGGAGGCGUGA